AACAAGAAUAGACGCACUUGCCAUCCCAUGCUUUCAAUAUCGAACUUUUCGAAAGUCUGGGAUACUUAACAUGUAGCUAGCUAUUCAGCUGCAACCUCUGUCACUGAUAAUGAAUGGAUAGUCAGCCUACCUAACGUUAGCUGUCUGACUUCCUGAAUUAUGACGGGACAAAAACGUAAAUGCUUCGCGGGAAAAGGCAAAAAAUGGCGAAAUGCACAACUUAAAACUUGGAGAGCUUGUCAGUUAUAGUCAUCGUAUUGCGCAUUAAGUUGCAAAAAACUUAAUUAACAAAUGCAACCACACUAAAAUUGAAGCAAAACGCUUUCUUAUUUUCCUGUCCGGCAUUGGAGGCCAAUCUGAACGGAACUGUUGUAGUGACUAGACAGCAUGUUGGAAUCAUCCUAUAGGGAUAUCUACUGCUCAGGGGGUCAUGAGCAGCUAGAUACCAAGCGAUCUCCACACAAAAGAGGGAGGAGUUCUGUUGACAUGGAGACGAGUCUGACUGAGGGACAAUAUGUCUUAUGUCGUUGGUCAGACGGGCUGUACUACCUGGGAAAGAUCCAGAGGGUGAGCCCCUCCAAGCAGAGCUGUUUUGUCACCUUUGAGGACAACUCCAAGUUCUGGGUCCUUUGGAAAGACGUCCAGCAUGCUGGAGUUCCUGGGGAGGAACCGAAAUGUGCCGUGUGCUCUGGCAGGGCACUGGUGGACGACAAUGAGAUCCUCAUCUGUGGCAAGUGCGGAAUAGGUUACCACCAGCAGUGCCACCUGCCACAGGUGGAGAGCACCCUGGACUCGUCCCCUUGGUUCUGCCGGAGGUGCAUCUUUGCUUUAGCUGUGCGGAAAGGGGGUGCUCUGAAAAAGGGCCCCAUUGCUAAGGCCUUGCAGGCCAUGAAGCAGGUGCUCUCCUACAACCCAGAGGAGCUGGAGUGGGACUCCCUACACCGAACCAAUCACCAGCAGUGCUACUGCUACUGCGGUGGCCCUGGGGAGUGGUACCUGAAGAUGUUGCAGUGCUUUCGAUGUCGGCAGUGGUUCCAUGAGGCUUGCAUUCAGUGUCUGCAGGAGUCCAUGAUGUUCGGAGACAGAUUUUAUUUGUUCAUCUGUGCUGUGUGCAAUAAAGGAGUGGAGUACAUCAAGCGCCUGGCUCUCAGAUGGGUGGAUGUGGUUCACCUUGCCCUCUACAACCUAGGCGUUCAGAGUAAGAAGAAGUACUUUGAGCUGGAAGAGAUUCUCAACUUUGUCAGCAACAACUGGGAUCACUUCCAACUGGGCAAGCUUUUCAACACGCCACUUCAUGAGAGAAGCCAGUACCUCCUCGAUGCUCUCAAUAACUACAAAAGCAAGUUCCUGUGCGGGAAAGAGAUCAAAAAGAGGAAAUGCAUCUUUCGGCUGAGGUCAAGGGUCCCCCCCAACCCCCCGUCCAAGCUCUUUCCCGAGAGGGCUCAGAACUGCGAGGGACGGGAAGGACGCAAGAGGGCCCGGGGCAGGAACAGCUCCCACCACGGAGAGUCCCAGCCCCAGAAGAGGAUGAAGAAGAAGAGGUCAAAGUGGCUGUUAGAAGAUGCGAUUCCUAACAAUGAGCUUACUACUUCCUGGAGUACAAACCACCACAUGGCAAGCAUAUUUGAUUUCACCCUGGAUGAGCUGCAGAGCUUGAAAAGCACCAGCUCGGGACGGACCUUCAGCUUGGACCUGGACUCCACGGACGCGGCGAGCACCUCCGGAUCGGCCACCACCAGCGUGUCCUACGACUUGCGGAAGAACGUGGGCAGCAGGAAGAGGAAGCUGCGCACGUCGGCCUACGCGCCGCCGGCCGGCCGGGCGGCCCCGCCCGAGGGCGACCUGGGGCCCGGCGUCCUGGAGGCGGAGGAGGCGCCCGAGGCCAUGGACGACGGCAUCGACAGCCACACCUUCGACAGCAUCAACGAGGACGACUCCUCCCUGUCGCACCUCAAGUCCUCCAUCACCAGCUACUUCGGGGCGGCCGGGCGGCUCAACUGCGGGGAGAAGUACCAGGUGCUGGCCCGCCGGGUCACCCCGGAGGGCAAGGUCCAGUACCUGGUGGAGUGGGAGGGCACCACCCCCUACUGACCCAGGCUGGAGAAUGGCAAGGGUCAGUGGGAUCAUAUCCUGCUCUUCACCUGGUCUGGUCCUCCACUCCUGUCCUCAGGAGGCCACAUCUUUACAGUUCCAUUUCCCUCUCCUUAGUUCUGUUUCUUCUCUCUCCUAGCACAGAUCUUUGUACUAUGCUUGCCUUUAGUUACGCACAUAAAUUGGAUCAUUGCAGAAACUGUAGUGAUAAAAAAGGCAAUAGAGUGGUACUGUACUUAGCAGUGUAUCCUUGCGAAGUGUCAGUGCUUCUGCAGUGCUGUAGUGUCCAGAGCCUCACUGAAUGUGCCCUGUGUCCUGUUUUCUGCUUUUCUUAGUUAUGCCUAUUUUUCCUGCACUGGUGGUGCAUUGCUGAAGAGGCACACAGUGUUCACAUCCCAGAAUUCAUGCUCUUCUGUUACGUCUGAGGGGAACAUGAGCAAAUUCACAUUUCACCUUAAUCACAUUUAAUUUUAGUUUAGGUUACAAGCACUUCCCAGUCAGGAGAUGAUUUAAAGUUGCUACCGUUUAAGGCCCCUGCCAGUUUGCAAUGUGCGUCUUUCUGGGGCAUGUCUAUGGCAGUAUGUUCCUCUGUAUCUCUACUCGCCUUCCAGUUAAUCCAAACAAUAACAUCACUAUAGUCCUCAUAAGACAAUUCCUUGCACCACAAUUUUGACAUAAAAAUUUUAUUUUGUUCUGAUUAAUGUACUUCUCCACACCCACCAAUCACACUAGGUUUUUUUUAAUUGGGUUUAAAUAGCCAUUUUUUACACUUUCCAUUCUGAUGGUGUUCAUAUUAAUUGUCUAUUUAAUUCUUGGUUUUGAAAAUAUUAUCUCCAGAAUGAAAUAAAAAAGAUAAAAUAUUAUCUUUUAAAUAUUAUUAAAAGGAAAAAAUCCCCGGAGCAACACAUGUAGCGAAAUGCAUUUUUUAUUUACUGCUAAUCAGUAAUUCGCUUCAGCCACCCCAGGAGCAGGUCAGCGGCGAUAUCAGGGAAGUAAGUAGCUCUAAAAAAUAAUUUUUUAGAGCUACUUACGAACGUUUGUCAAGUUUUGUUUGUCAGGUUCUCCGUAAUCAGGUUGGUAACUACACAGGCCCAGGCUGCCUUCCCAUGUAUACUGGAUAGGUGACAUUUACUGCCUAUCUUUAGCGUAUACUUCGUAUCAAGAUGUCACGGGUCACGUUUAUCUCAGACAAGAAUAAUACACUCUAUUAGAUGUCACAGUUGUUUCUUCUCAUUUUAAUUAUUUUUCUUCUGGGGGGGAAAGGAGUAACCAUAUGGCCCUUCAAUGUGAUUUGUCCAUUUAGCAUUUCCAAAGAAGUCUAUUGUAUUUCCUAGCUAUGUUCUUUUUUAUGGAUAGCAUCACUUAGCUCUUUUUAUUACUCCAGGAUUUUUUUUCUCUUAGGUGCUUCACCAGUGGCUUGCAGGCAUAAAUAUGCUGCAUACUUAAACUGGGAAAAGAAAAGACUCGCACACACGCUUGAUGAUCCAAAGAAAUCAUUGUGUUUAUUAAACCAUAAGCACGGUUAACGUUUCAAACACAUCGGCCUUCGUCAGAACUGGGUCUGAUGUGGUCAAAACGUUAACUGUGCCUUUGGCUAAAUACAAUUAUUACUUUUUAGAGCAUCGAGUGAGUGUGCAAGUUUUUUCUUCUCCUUUUGUGUAUGUUCCUGCGAUCCAGCACCUUGUGGUAGUUUUUUGGUGUGCGUUUGUUCCUACACAUACUUAAACUGCUCAUUCUUUAACUAACAGGUGCAGUCCAGGCAGUGGAAUGAAUGGCUCUGCUUUGAGUUGAUUGAAUGGCCUGAUUAAAAUCUGCUCUUAUUGUGUAUCUGAAGUAUAUGUACAUUAUAAACAUUAUAGGCCUAUUACCUUUUAUAAUUAACAGCGUUUUUAGAUCAUCUGAAUAUUAGGCCACUCUCUUGCUUUGUUGCACUUUUAACAAAUGCCUUCAGCUAUGCAAUCUGUAAUCAUUUUGUAAAUUGAUGAUACUUAUUCGACCAAAGUAUUAUUUGCUGUUAGAAUGUUUUAAUCGGCACCAAAACUGUUUUGUGUAUAAAUACUAUAAGCUCUAUGUUGACUAAGUCAUUAUUAAUAAAUGUAUACGGUAUAUAUAACUUCAACGUGGUGGACAAUGCAUCCUUGAUGAUGCAGUUACCUCUAUGAAAACUUUAAGCACUUAAUUUGCAAAAAACAAUUACAGUACAACUGUUCAAAGCAAAAGAGUGUAGAAAUGCAACGUAGAAGUUUAUGAUCAUCUAAAGUCAUUUUUUCCAGAUAUACAGUAUUUCAGUCUUAGUGUUUGAUGGAAAACCUUUGAAUACAGUGUUGCUAUGUCCUGAAUUUGAAUGAGUAUACAGGGUGCGCGUUUCCAUAUGCGUGGCCUCAACUUCUUUGUGUUUUUCUUUUCCUCAUUAUUGUUCUUUUCAUUGAUUUAAGUUGUAAAGAGUGUUACUGCUGGAAUGUGUGCGUGCAUGUGUGUGUAAUUUGUCAAAUUCAGCAGCUAAAGGCAGGACAUUCAUGCAGUGGCCAAUCAGGGACUAACAUGCCAGUCUCCAGUUUUACAUUAACAUAUCAAGGCCUACAUGAUGUAAAAUCAGUCGUAGCCGAGGGCAUGUUUUAGAGAAUUCGCAUUAUUGCAAUGGCAGCAAAUUCUGGAGUAAUUUUCAUGCUGUGUGACAGCCUUGUGCAAUCAAUCAGAGAAGUCAAAAAUGGGUUCUUGGCAGCAGCCUGGACUGCCAUAUGUGGUGGUUCUGCACUUUUUUUUAAUUAAUGGUGUGAAUGCCGGAAUAGUUAACAUGGCCGCCCAGUGCAUACUCAUUUUUUUUCCCUUCUCAUUGAAUCAGCAUGGCCCUCUUAGCUUAGUUUGUGUUAGAUUGCAUAAAACCACUAUAUAUCUUGUAAGCCCAUCAUGUGGCUUACAAAUGUCCAGAUACAGUAAAUUCCCUGGCAUUUAAUAAAGUGCCUUAAGUGGUACCUGCCUUAUUUUUUGUUUGGAGAAUUUGGACUGUCGCUGAUACUAUACCUUAAGAAGGCAGUACCGAUGGUUUGUUGUUAGCAAGCCCGCCUAAUUAUAAUUAUAUUUAAUGGGACACGCGGCUAGCUAACAAAGUUUCCCCAUUUUUGUUCAUUUCAGUUUUUUAAUGUGACUAGCCAGUGAAUAUAAAUGGCCCUAGAUAAAUGGUCAAUUGUAAAAUUACUAAUGGCUGUAAAUUGUUGGGCCUUGUGCAUUAUGAAUUACCAUUUGUUUCACACAAUUUAAAAAGCACCUUUCCCAGGCAUUGCUGAAGAGGCACACAGUGUUCACAUCCCAGAAUUCAUGCUCUUCUGUUACGUCCGAGGGGAAUAUGAGCAAAUUCACAUUUCACCUUAAUCACAUUUAAUUUUAGUUUAGGUUACAAGCACUUCCCAGUCAGGAGAUGAUUUAAAGUUGCUACCGUUUAAUGCCCCUGCCAGUUUGCAAUGUGUGUCUUUCUGGGGCAGCAUGUCUAUGGCAGUAUGUUCCUCUGUAUCUCUACUCGCCUUCCACAGUUAAUCCAAACAAUAACAUCACUAUAGUCCUCAUAAGACAAUUCCUUGCACCACAAAUUUGACAUUGAAAUUUUUUUCUUCUGAUUAAUGUACUUCUCCACACCCACCAAUCUUUACUUUUACAGCACUUCAGUUUUUUAUUUAAAAAAACAUUUUUUAUUGGGUUUAAUUCAUGUUUCAAAUGCCAGACUAGCUAACAUGGCCGGCUAGUGGAUACUCAAUUUAAAAGGCACCUUUCCCAGGCACACACUGUGCCAAGUGUGUAGAAGAGCAAAAGCUCUUCCUAUUACUAGUGUGUAUCUGGCUUAUUCUUUUCUCCUGUCACUUGCUUUGACAACACAGUGAGCUAUAUCAACCUUAGCAACCAAUACUAUACCUAUUUAUCCUGAUUGGCCAGGUGAGAAUGUCUAUGUCUUUUACUGUUGAUUUCCCUCUCCCUUUCUUGGCACUGUUUCAUAAAAAUGUGAACGUUGUAUAUUUGCAAGCAUGCAUUAUGCGGCUGUCCUGUCAAUUGAGAAUCAAUAUGAUUAUUAGAUGCAUGUUUUAUUAAAAUACUGUCAUAUUGGUUUUCAUUCAUAAAAGCAGCUAUGUUGACAUGGACAUAUGUAUCAUUAGAACUGAUAGACAAUUGAUAAUCUAUUUAGCUGGUUCCACAUUUUCUCAUUUUUAUAACCAAUAUUCUGUAGAUAUCCCAUGGAGCUCAUAUAGAUGUCAGUCAGAAGUGAUCUCCAAUAAGAUCUAACAUAAAAUAUCAUACACUUGUAAUAUUAUGUGCAUUAUUGUCAUGACCAAAAGAAUACUGUUAACACAUCAGUGUCCUCUUGUAUCGUGCCUCAUUAUACCCACAUUCAUGACAAUAAAGAAAAUGGGAACUUUGCAUAAAAAAUAGUAUUUUCAGAUUUGGUAGAUUUGACAGCACAAAUUGUAAUCCAAUCACUGAAGAUUUACCAAAGGAGUAAAAUACAAAAGUAAGCAUGAUUGCUAUCACUGUAUAUCGCUAACGUAGCAGAUUUACUGACAAAAUACUUAGUAACUAGGUACAGCUGUUCUGGUUCUGUCUUCUUUAUAAACAGGUUGUAUUACCAUUGCAAUACUGCAUUUUCUUGUAUUUCUUCUUUACCUACGUUUAUUCAUAACCCUUAUAUUUUAGUGCAGGUUCCCCUUGAAGUACCCACAAGUCAUGAAAUAAUCAUUAUGAUAUUGUUCUGGUAGCCAUGAUGUGUUAUUACUGUCACAAGUAAAAUAAAGUUCAUUCUCACA
Messenger RNA from Anguilla anguilla (European eel), 6878 nucleotides. It is a transcript of the gene phf19, whose product is annotated as PHD finger protein 19. Gene Ontology annotation, molecular function: DNA binding; chromatin binding. Gene Ontology annotation, cellular component: nucleus. The coding region runs from base 388 to 2091 and encodes 567 amino acids. The record is from RefSeq and is a predicted model, not a curated record. Lineage: Eukaryota; Metazoa; Chordata; Actinopteri; Anguilliformes; Anguillidae. The transcript is spliced from 15 exons. Gene Ontology annotation, biological process: regulation of DNA-templated transcription; chromatin organization.